CACUAAAUUCUUUUCAGGCAGUGUGCACUUCGGCGCAUGCGCGUUGGCCUUCUAGAGCUUUCUUCACGUGGGUCUCUUCAGUGCCACUCGCUUCUCUUUGCUCUUUCUCACACACACACACACAGGACCUAGAGCUGCUAAAGAUUAACUGCAGAUAUGGCUAAGGCUUUCCGAAAGUUUCUCCCCAUGUUCGACCGAGUACUGGUGGAGCGUCUGGCAGCAGAGACCGUGACGAAAGGAGGCAUCAUGAUUCCAGAAAAGUCCCAAGGCAAAGUGCUUCAGGCCACCGUGGUGGCUGUGGGACCUGGCGCCACCAACAAGGACUUCUACAGCUGGCCAGAUGAGUCUUUUGAGGAGAUGGACAGCACUCUGGCAGUGCAACAGUAUAUCCAGCAAAACAUUCGCUCCGACUGCUCCAACAUAGAGAAGAUCUUGGAGCCUCCAGAAGGACAGGAUGAGGGAGUGUGGAAAUACGAACAUCUCAGGCAAUUUUGUUUGGAACUCAACGGCUUGGCUGUUAAACUCCAGAGCGAGUGCCACCCAGACACAUGUACCCAGAUGACUGCCACCGAGCAGUGGAUCUUUCUGUGUGCCGCCCACAAGACUCCAAAAGAAUGUCCUGCAAUCGACUACACCAGGCACACUCUGGACGGUGCAGCAUGCCUUCUUAACAGCAAUAAGUAUUUCCCUAGCCGCGUCAGCAUUAAGGAGUCGUCAGUGGCGAAGCUAGGCUCCGUCUGCCGUCGAAUUUACAGGAUCUUCUCCCAUGCUUACUUUCAUCAUCGCCAAAUAUUCGACACAUAUGAGAAUGAGACGUUUUUGUGUCACCGCUUCACCCGCUUUGUGAUGAAGUACAGUCUGAUGUCCAAGGACAAUCUGAUUGUGCCCAUCAUGGAGGAGGAGAACCAGAGCGGGUCAGCAGGAGAGAGUGAAGCCUGACCUCCACCUCUGCAGAGCAUCCUGAAAAACUGGCGCACACACUUGUUUUUUUCCCCCCCUCCUUAUAUCCACAAA
Messenger RNA from Hemibagrus wyckioides, 1014 nucleotides. RefSeq names its product MOB-like protein phocein. The record is from RefSeq and is a predicted model, not a curated record. Gene Ontology annotation, molecular function: protein folding chaperone; ATP binding; metal ion binding. The transcript has 9 exons. NCBI's taxonomy places the organism in Eukaryota, Metazoa, Chordata, Actinopteri, Siluriformes, Bagridae. The coding region runs from base 157 to 939 and encodes 260 amino acids. Gene Ontology annotation, cellular component: mitochondrial matrix; cytoplasm.